AUGACCAAAGAACUUGAGAAUGAGUUUGAGAAUUUAAAUACAUUAGAAGAUAUACGUGAAAGAUCAAAAGAUAAUUCAAACCUAAAAACGGAAUUGGAAAAAUGCAUUAUAACAGUUCAAGAAUUACUUUGUGAGCGUACAGAACAUUUAAAUAUGAAAAAUGAAGCAUUUGAAACUGAGAAUCCUGCAUCUGACUUGGAAAUUAAUGAAAUGUUUGAGAAUAUACUGCGAAUUGAUUUCACAAUAACCAAAAAUGAAACUACUCAACAACAAUUGCGUAAAUACAAGCCUCUAGUGGAAUUUAUUGAAACUCAUUGUCAAGAAAGGGCAUAUUCCUUUCAGAUUAAGAAAUGUAAUCAAACUACUUGCAGCAUAUGUUACUCUAUUAGAAUGCCCAUUGAUAUCUUCCAAAGCUUACAUUUUUUGCCUGACCCAGUACCAUCACGAGAUAAUCCUGAUCAUUAUGAAUCAUUUGUGAAUUUAUAUGGUAAAUCUACAACAGAAAAAUUUUGUCCUUCCCUAAUCAGUCUGGUGUCUAAAACUGAGCCAGCACCAAGUAAUAUUCUUGUUUCUGCUAAAAUUAGAGAUUAUAUAAAAUGUAAUUUUUGUGGAAAAAUGCGAUACCUAUAUAGUGGUUUACGAUUAACAGAACAAGAAAUGCAAGAUUUAAAUUUUGCAUUACAAACUUACACUUAUUCAUUUCAAAUUUCUUGUGAUUCUCCUAUUGAAUUUCUAUAUUAUUCUUCAAAGAAAGAAAAGUUUAAAUUAGUAUAUCCUUUAUGUAAUACAUGUAAUGAAAGUGGAAAAACAUUUUAUAAACGGUUGGAAAAGAAACUUUCAAAUAAAAGACAUCUCAAACUUGAUGUAGAGCGAUUAGAAUCUAUGUUAAAAUUAAUAACAUAUUAUAGAUCAAAUGCAUCUUACGAACUAGCUUUUUAUGGAAGAGGAAUUAAAAAAAAUUCGCAGAAAUUUAGUGAUAGUGAAUUAAAUAAUAUUAUAAAUGAAACCUUAGCAGAACGGUCAGAGUUUGAAGAUGAUGAUGAUGAAACUGCACCAGAAGGGGAUCAAGAUAUUUUAAAUGGAUUGGAAAAUUUUGGAUUUCCAGAAGAAGAAGAAAAUGAAGAAACUAAUAGUAAUAUAGAUGGAAAUAAUCAAAAUGGUAAUAAAGUAGUGGGAAGAAGAAUAUUAAAUUAUAAUGUUGAUGAUUUAGUAAAAGAAUUUGAAUAA
Messenger RNA from Rhizophagus irregularis DAOM 181602=DAOM 197198, 1227 nucleotides. The record is from RefSeq and is a predicted model, not a curated record. NCBI's taxonomy places the organism in Eukaryota, Fungi, Glomeromycota, Glomeromycetes, Glomerales, Glomeraceae.